AUGGAUGAUCGCCCUAGUCCGAGCCCGAGUGCGAUUCAGUAUAACCUUGAACCGGACUCAGCAAGCCCUCAUUAUCGUGAUCGCAGCCAAACGCCGCCACUCGACGAGGACACUGCCGAGUCAUCAAACCAGCAAAAUGGUAAUGGCGACAAACACAUCACCAUGACUACUCCUUCGCCGGAGCGUUUUCGCCCGUCUUUGCCGGACAGAUUUUCUGCGAGAGAGCAGUCUUCGCGUAGCAUCAGCGAGGCCGUUAGACUUGCAAUGUCCCGUGAAGAACAGCAACAACUUCUUGACGAUGAUGGUGAGGCUGCAGACGACGAUGGAUGCUAUCCGCCUCGCAAAGAUAGCAUCCCUUGGCAACCUAACCCUCAUAGGCAGUUGCCCAUCUACACGACCAUCCAUCGCAUCAGAAGACUCGUGAUUGCAUGCAUUGGUACAUGA
Molecule: messenger RNA, 444 nt
Organism: Aureobasidium uvarum
Lineage: Eukaryota; Fungi; Ascomycota; Dothideomycetes; Dothideales; Saccotheciaceae
Source: the annotation of a GenBank genome assembly